CCACCUUUUUUCGCCAUUUUAUUCAGAUUUAGUGUAUUCUCAUCCCAAUCGGAAAUAGUGCUUGCAUGCUUGUAGAGUUCCACAACAGAUCUGAACGAUCGAUUCUCUAUUUUCGUGGGCAAUGGGUGGCUUCACCGCUGAAGAUCUGUCCCCCAUCGGCGGAAUCGCCAUCUCGCUCCUCCAUUCUUUCAUUCAUCACUGGCUCCCUUUCUCCAUUGGUCGCGCGCAGAAAUGGACUCUUUCCACAACUCUUAUCGUCACUGCUCUUGGAGCAAUUUUGCAUGUAAUAUCCACUUCACUGCUUGGUAUAACGGCAAUUACCAUGGCGAACACCAUUGCUGGUGAAGAAACAGUGCAUAAGGUUGCUUCACUUUUACUUGUAUUUCUGGGUGGUAGUUAUAUACUGUUGUUUCUGACGGGAAAGGGUGGCCAUAGUCAUUCACACAACCAACCAAUGGAGAAAAUGGCUGUAGCUGGACUUAUUCUUGUUCCCGCUUUGUCUCCUUGUGCUACAACUCUCCCAGUAUUUCUCGCAGUUGGAAAUUCAUCUUCCAUGAUGGUGCUUGCCAUCGUAGUACUAUUGUUCAGGUAUGAGUUAAUUGCCUCAAACAAUAGGAUUUUUUCCGUCCUGCUAUUUUAUGCUUUGUUUUCA
Messenger RNA from Vigna umbellata (rice bean), 652 nucleotides. NCBI's taxonomy places the organism in Eukaryota, Viridiplantae, Streptophyta, Magnoliopsida, Fabales, Fabaceae. The record is from RefSeq and is a predicted model, not a curated record.